Priapulus caudatus is the source of this 1581-nucleotide messenger RNA. RefSeq names its product neurogenic locus protein delta-like. Gene Ontology annotation, cellular component: protein-containing complex; plasma membrane. Gene Ontology annotation, biological process: establishment or maintenance of epithelial cell apical/basal polarity; heterophilic cell-cell adhesion. The record is from RefSeq and is a predicted model, not a curated record. Lineage: Eukaryota; Metazoa; Priapulida; Priapulimorpha; Priapulimorphida; Priapulidae.
GUCUCUGUAGUGACGAGUGCCAUCGUAACGGUGGUACGUGCACUCAGGAGCUUGGCAGCAACCGAUGGAACUGCCGCUGCAAGAAGGGACGGGACGGACCCAACUGUGAGGUGCAAGUCUACCAGAUAAGCCGAAGACUCCCUCACAGUCUCUGUACCACUACGGUACGAGCAUGGGUAGCACCAUACAUGGACCAGAACUCCGAGAUGACUUGUAUAGAAACUCUGGACCGCCCCCACUCAUCGCUGCACCGAUAUACAGGACUGCUGUGCCCAUGUCCAAGUCACAGAGUUCAAUGCCUGGUCAUUCAGGCCACCAGAGGGCGUUGGCGAUGUCAUAUGGGAGACCAGACUCGCCCGGUCGAACGUCAAGGUCGAUUGACGGUGAACGUGACUAUUCCAUAUCACACAUGUCAGCCACGGACCAUUACUAUGUCCGCAACGGUCACAUGACACCGGCUGGCAGACACGCUCAGGGCACACCAUCUAUACCACCACGCCGACCCAGGCAUUACUAAAUCUAACCUGCUCAAUUCACGAAUCACAGGCAGACUGAAUAUAUGUACCGUAAAAGGUGCUGCAAUCAAAUUAACCGUGAGGGACAUCUUGUUUAAGACUGCCUCACAGCAUCUCAAUGACUACAGUUGCACGCGUAACCAUGGACGUGAUUGUUUCUAUUAGUAAACUAGUACGAUAGCCUAUCAAUGUCAUCUUUCCUGUCAUAGAGAUGGAGCGUGGUUUGUGCCAAAGGCUGUACUAGUAGCGUCAUGGUGUGCAUUCGGUUGUAGAGCGUGGAAAUAAUACGAGGUCGUGAAUGGCAGCAAUUUGUAAUUCAUGACAAUGAUCUGUGUCGCAGAAUUCAUAUGAUAAAGUUGGUAAAAUGAUGACUGAAAGUAUGAUCAAAGUGAAAAAGGUUUCCACACACUUGCUUCUAUUCGGAGGCGAGUAAGACUUGUAUCACUAGUAUUGGGGAUAGAGAGAGUGCGCGUGAAUAAGAGAGAAGAGAGUAGACGGACGGGCGGACGGACGGACGGACGGACGGACGGAUAUACAGAGGCAGGAGAGAGUGAGAGAGAAAGACAAAGAGAGAGAGAGAGAUAGAGAAAGAGAGAGCGCGCGAGAGAGUAAAUGAGAGAGAUAAUAGAAAAAUAGAGCGACCGAGAGAUGACUGGACGGCAUACACAGGUGCUUCAAGCAUUUUCCUGCGUUCGUGAAUCAGAUGCUACUCCUUCUGUCCACGGCAGAGGUUCAGUUGUGUAUGUGAGCAAUCAAUGCAAUAUAAUGUACGUGAUGUGUGUAGAACACACGGGCAAUGAUUAAAUACCUAAUACCUCCUAUAAGGUGAAGAAGUUAGAAUGACAACGAUGUGAUUUGCAGGCUGUAUACACAGGUAGUCCAUAUAUAUAUAUAUAUAUAUAUAUAUAUAUAUGCUGGUUAUUAUUUCAUGUUAUGCUAGCAUAAGCUUGUGGUUUAAGUUCAUGCUGUUAAGUAUAGUAGGGUGUGAAUGAAUGCUCGUUUGUUUUCAUGCUCCACUAAUACGAGUGUUAUGUGUUCUGAUAUUAAACAACUGUAUUAUGAUAAG